UGAGUAGCUCAUCGUGUGUGCAGGCAAAAAUGGAAUAUUCAGAAGAACCCAUGGAGUUUACACUAGAGAGAAAGAUAAAACACUACAGCAACCACCACAAGAUAUUGCUUGUGGGUGAGGGAGAUUUCUCUUUCUCCAAGUGUCUGGCAAAUGCUUUUGGCUCUGCUUCUAAUAUCACUGCCACUUCUCUUGAUUCUCAAGCAAGCUUAAUGUGCAACUACACGGAUGCAACCGCUAACAUAGAGGAACUUAAGCUCUUGGGUUGCACCAUUCUACAUGAAGUGGACGCCUCCAUCAUGCUAUAUGAUUACAGACUUAACCACACCACAUUUGACAGGAUUGUUUUCAAUUUUCCUCAUUGCGGUAUUUUUCAAGAGAACAAUGCAUCUGUUAUCGAGCUCCAUAAGGGUGUGGUGAGGGGAUUUCUGCGGAAUGCAAUAGCCAUGUUGGCACCCAAUGGUCAAGUUCACAUCACACACAAAAUAGAAGAGCCUUACAAUAGGUGGGGAAUCAUGGAGUUGGCUGAGCAAACAGGGUUUUGCUUGCUGGACAUUUCAGGGUUCUGUCCAUGGGAAUAUGCAGGCUAUGUGAACAAAAGAGGAGCAGGUUCCAAAUGUAAUGAGAGCUUCCCUGUUGGACUAUCAGCUACCUUCAAGUUUGUAAAAGCUUAAUUACUACCAGUUUUCUAUUAGUAUGAAGCUUA
Daucus carota subsp. sativus is the source of this 703-nucleotide messenger RNA. RefSeq lists its product as uncharacterized. The transcript is spliced from 3 exons. Gene Ontology annotation, molecular function: rRNA (uridine-N3-)-methyltransferase activity. NCBI's taxonomy places the organism in Eukaryota, Viridiplantae, Streptophyta, Magnoliopsida, Apiales, Apiaceae. The coding region runs from base 30 to 671 and encodes 213 amino acids. Gene Ontology annotation, biological process: rRNA base methylation. The record is from RefSeq and is a predicted model, not a curated record. Gene Ontology annotation, cellular component: cytoplasm.